AGAAAGAAAGCACUGGAACUGAUCCAUUCGAUGGCAACGAAGAGCUCAUCAUCGCCUUCUUCAACACGAGCUUGCCUUUGCUCUCCAACCAAACACCCUGGCUCUUUCAGGUGCAGCCUCCAUAGGAGUUUGGGCAAAGUUUCAAGCAAAUCGGCGACGCCCCAUGUUAACAGACAAAGAGAGGAGUCAAAGGCGGCUAUGAUGAUGAUGAUGACAGCAUCACCUUCAUCAUCAUCAUCAUCAAAAACAAGCCUGAUCAAGGCCUUUCUGAUGCAGAUAAUCAAGCCUUCAAGCCACGAUAUUCAAAGGCGAAGAAACUUCCAUCCAAAACCCACCAGGUUUUGUCCACUCAACAGCUCUAAUAAUGGGGUGGCAGUUUCUUGACAAUCUUUUACCUCUUAAAUUCAGAAUCUUUAGUUCAUUGUGUAUAUAAGAGAUCUUGCAACUUGAAACCCACAUGGGUUAUCCAGGGAACUAGUGAAUUUCAUUUUUUUUCUCUCUUGUUUUAUGGUUUUUAGUUUUUACUUGCUCUUUUCAAUUAUUUAUUAUUAUUUCUUUAUUUGUUGGGUUAUUUAAAUUAGAAAUCUCUAACAAAUUAAUUUAGUUCUGGUGAUCAGUUUGAAAUAUAUGCGCUUUUGAACAUAGAUUUUAUAUAUACGGUAAAAAGUACAAUGCAUUAUCUCUUUAUGCUCUUCAAGAAGACGAGGCUACUAGAUUUGGCAAAAAUUAGUAACAUAGU
Molecule: messenger RNA, 739 nt
Organism: Durio zibethinus
Lineage: Eukaryota; Viridiplantae; Streptophyta; Magnoliopsida; Malvales; Malvaceae
Source: RefSeq, a predicted model, not a curated record